Chanos chanos (milkfish) is the source of this 3445-nucleotide messenger RNA. RefSeq names its product protein tyrosine kinase 2ab (gene ptk2ab). Gene Ontology annotation, cellular component: focal adhesion; cytoskeleton. Gene Ontology annotation, biological process: signal complex assembly; protein phosphorylation. The transcript is spliced from 34 exons. The record is from RefSeq and is a predicted model, not a curated record. Lineage: Eukaryota; Metazoa; Chordata; Actinopteri; Gonorynchiformes; Chanidae. Gene Ontology annotation, molecular function: protein tyrosine kinase activity; ATP binding. Bases 63 to 3296 code for a protein of 1077 amino acids.
GCGUCUACUCCUACCCACCUCCCCUUCCAAAAUAUGACCGACACCUAGCACCCAGUAAAGGCAUGGCGGCGGCAUACCUGGAGCCCAACCUGAACCAUGCGCUGAGCCAGGGCGUGAAGCCCCGCUUCACCGUGGGGAUGGAGAGGCCCCCGGGGGCCAUGGAGCGCGUGCUCAAAGUCUUCCAUUACUUUGAGAGUAGCAGCGAACCCUGCACCUGGGCUAGCAACAUCCGGCACGGGGAUGCCACCGAUGUCAGGGGCAUUAUCCAGAAGAUAGUGGAUAUUCACAAGGUCAGAUGCGUGUCCUGUUUUGGCCUGCGCCUCAGCCAUCUGAAGACAGGGGUGGUCCACUGGCUCCACCCAGAUAUGGGCGUGUCCCACGUCAGAGAGAGAUACGAACACGGCCACCCACAGGACGAGUGGAGAUACGAACUGCGGAUACGCUACUUGCCAAAAGGAUACUUGAACCAGUUUACUGAAGACCAGCCAACCCUGAAUUACUUCUACCAUCAGGUGAAAAGCGACUACAUGAUGGAGAUAGCUGAUCAAGUUGAUCAAGACGUUGCACUUAAGCUGGGCUGCCUAGAGAUCAGGAGGUUUUUCCGGGAGAUGAGGGGGAACGCUCUUGAUAAGAAAUCCAAUUAUGAAUUAUUAGAGAAAGAUGUGGGUCUAAGGAGAUUCUUCCCUAAGACUCUGCUGGACUCUGUUAAGGCUAAAACGCUACGGAAGCUGAUCCAGCAGACCUUCAAACAGUUUGCUAACCUCAACGACGAGCAGUGCAUUCUCAAGUUCUUCGAAAUCUUGUCGCCCAUCUAUAGAUUUGACAAGGAAUGCUUUAAAUGUGCCCUGGGGUCAAGCUGGGUGAUAUCAGUAGAGCUGGCCAUCGGUCCAGAGGAGGGAAUCAGCUACCUUACAGACAAAGGCUCAACUCCAACACAUCUGGCUAAUUUUACUCAAGUCCAGAGUAUCCAAUACUCAUACUGUGAAGACAAGGAGAGGAAGGGAAUGCUGCAGCUGGAUGUGGCUGGGGCAGCAGAGCCUCUGACUGUGACGACAACUACUCUGACCACGACAGAAAACAUGGCCGACCUGAUUGAUGGCUACUGUCGGCUGGUCAACGGCACCUCCGCGUCAUUCAUCAUCCGAAUACAGAAAGAGGGAGAGAGAGCAUUGCCAUCCAUUCCAAAAAUUCCAAAAGCCUCAAACCAUGACAAACGGCUGGAGGGAGUGAAAAGCAGAACCAUCUCCGUGUCAGAUGAAAUUAGUGGGGACGAAACAGACGAUUAUGCAGAGAUUAUAGAUGAUGAGGAUACCUACACCAUGCCUUCCAGUAAGUACCCUUAUUGUGGAUUAGAUGAAGCCAGGGACUACGAGAUCCAGCGGGAGAGGAUUGAGUUGGGACGGUGUAUUGGAGAAGGCCAGUUUGGCGAUGUUCAUCAGGGAAUCUACGUGUGUCCGGAAAACCCUGCUCUGUCUGUGGCCAUAAAGACCUGUAAAAACUGCACGUCGGACAGUGUCAGAGAAAAGUUCCUGCAGGAGGCUUUGACCAUGCGACAGUUUGACCAUCCUCACAUUGUGAAGCUGAUUGGUGUAAUCACCCAGAACCCUGUGUGGAUCAUCAUGGAACUGUGCACUCUGGGAGAGUUACGCUCCUUCCUACAAGUGAGAAAGUACGGUCUGGACUUGGCCACUCUCAUCCUGUUUUCCUACCAGCUCAGCACAGCGCUGGCCUACCUGGAGAGCAAGCGCUUCGUGCACAGGGACAUCGCUGCCAGGAACGUGCUGGUGUCUGCCGUGGACUGUGUCAAACUGGGAGAUUUUGGCUUGUCCAGAUACAUGGAGGACAGCUCUUAUUAUAAAGCCUCUAAAGGGAAACUGCCUAUUAAAUGGAUGGCACCGGAAUCCAUUAACUUCAGACGCUUCACCUCUGCCAGUGAUGUGUGGAUGUUCGGCGUAUGCAUGUGGGAAAUCCUCAUGUAUGGAGUCAAGCCCUUCCAAGGUGUGAAGAACAACGACGUGAUUGGCCGCAUUGAGAACGGCGAGCGAUUGGCAAUGCCCCACAACUGCCCGCCAACCCUGUACAGCCUGAUGACCAAGUGCUGGGCUUACGACCCCAGCAAGAGACCUCGCUUCAAUGAGCUCAAAGCCCAGCUCAGCACGAUCUUGGCCGAAGAGAAAGUCCAGCAGGAGGAACGCAGUCGCAUGGAAAUGAGACGGCAGGUCACCGUGUCGUGGGACUCUGGAGGCUCCGACGAAGCUCCCCCCAAACCCAGUCGACCAGGUUACCCUAGCCCGCGCUCCAGUGAAGGAUUCUACCCCAGCCCACAGCACAUAGGCCAGCACAAUCACUUUCAGGUGUCUGGAUACCCAGGCUCUCUUGGCGUGCCCUCUAUGACUGGUGGAGUGUACCCUCCUCAGGCUUGUGGGAUUGAUGCCCAUGACAGCUGGAACCACCACAGGCCUGCACAGGACCUAGCCAUGUGGUCAGUCAGUGGCGAGGACGGUGGGGCGCUGGACAUGCGAGGUAUGGGUCAGGGGUUACCCCCUCACCUGAUGGAGGAGCAGCUGAUGCUACAGCAGCAACAAAUGGAGGAGGACCAGCGUUGGCUGGAACAGGAAGAGCGUCUCCUGAAGCCAGACUCACGGAAUUCCAGAGGCAGCAUUGACAGGGAGGAUUGCAAUCUCCAAGGACCAACAGGAAACCAACACAUCUACCAGCCUGUAGGCAAAGCAGAACAUGCCGCCCCUCCAAAAAAGCCCCCUCGCCCCGGGGCACAGACUCACAUGAGCAGCGUGGCUGGACUCAACCCAGUGGACAGUUACAAUGAGGGAGUGAAGCCCUGGAGGAUCCAGCCACAGGAGAUUAGCCCGCCUCCAACGGCGAACUUGGACCGCUCCAACGAUAAGGUCUAUGAGAAUGUGACAGGGCUGGUCAAAGCUGUGAUCGAAAUGUCCAGUAAAAUUCAGCCUGCACCCCCCGAGGAAUACGUGCCAAUGGUGAAGGAGGUGGGAUUAGCCCUGAGGACAUUACUGGCUACAGUGGAUGAAACUAUACCAUUACUCCCUGCCAGUACUCACAGAGAGGUGGAGAUGGCACAGAAGCUUCUGAACUCGGACCUGGCGGAGUUGAUUAAUAAGAUGAAACUGGCACAGCAGUACGUCAUGACCAGUCUGCAGCAGGACUAUAAGAAACAGAUGCUGACGGCCGCGCACGCUCUGGCCGUGGACGCCAAGAACCUCCUGGACGUCAUAGACCAGGCUCGGCUCAAGAUGCUUGGCCAGGCCAGGCCGCACUAGCGCCGGGGGAGGGUGUGCAGGGCCAGGAGACGAGGAGGCUCUCGACACACACAGAAAAGGGGGGGGGGGGGGGCGCGCUGUCGGACUGAUAUAGAGCCAUAGCGCUGGGUGCAGUGGCCCCCACACACACCAGCAUGGACUUCACUUGG